Messenger RNA from Telopea speciosissima, 2873 nucleotides. RefSeq names its product MDIS1-interacting receptor like kinase 2-like. Gene Ontology annotation, biological process: hormone-mediated signaling pathway; protein phosphorylation. NCBI's taxonomy places the organism in Eukaryota, Viridiplantae, Streptophyta, Magnoliopsida, Proteales, Proteaceae. The transcript is spliced from 2 exons. Gene Ontology annotation, molecular function: ATP binding; protein binding; protein kinase activity. Gene Ontology annotation, cellular component: plasma membrane. Bases 91 to 2838 code for a protein of 915 amino acids. The record is from RefSeq and is a predicted model, not a curated record.
GAGGUUCUCCUCAAAUGGAAAGCCAGCCUCCAAAGCUACUCUGACGUUGCUGCUCUCGGUUCUUGGAAGCUUACCUCACCAUCUCCCAACAUGAGUACUACAGCUUCAUCAGCUAUCCCAUGCAAGUGGUUUGGUAUAACUUGCAACAAAGUCGGAAGUGUGGUUGAGAUUAGCCUUCCAGAAAUGGAGCUGAAAGGUACGCUUGACAACUUGAGCUUCUCUUCCUUUCCCAAUCUCGUCCGUCUAAAUCUCAGCACCAAUGAACUUACAGGAACCAUACCCAUGCAUGUUGGUAGCCUCUCCAAACUCACCUACCUCGAUCUCUCCUAUAAUAAUUUUUUUGGCGUUCUACCUCCCUUAAGUAAUUUAAGUUUGCACUUGUUAUGCCUUCAUCACAAUGAAAUCAGUGGUUCGAUACCUUUAGAGAUAGGGAAUAUGAAAAAUUUGUGGAAGUUAUCAAUGAGUGGGAAUAAAUUCACUGGCAUGAUACCCCCUGUCCUGGCUAAUUUAAGCAAUCUUCGCUAUCUAUACCUGCUUUCCAAUGAACUCAGUGGUCCAAUACCUUCAAAAAUUGGACAUAUGGAAAGUCUUCUUCAUUUUGAACUAUCUGGAAACAAACUUAGUGGUCCAAUCCCUCAUUCUCUGGGUAACUUAAGCAAACUAGAGAAGCUCUAUUUGACUACGAAUCAAUUAUCUGGUCCAAUACCUUCAGAAAUUGGAGAUAUGAAAAAUCUGGUUGCCUUGGGGCUCUCUCGAAACAAACUCAGUGGUCCAAUCCCUCAUUCUCUGGUUAAUUUAAGUAAACUAGAGAUUCUCCUUUUGUAUGACAAUCAAUUAUCUGGAAGCUUACCUCAACGACUAUGUCAAGGAUCAAUUCUAUCUUUUUUGGUUGCAAACAAUAGUCUCAUGGGUCCUAUUCCAGACUAUAGAAAUUGCACAUGUUUAAGGAGAGCUCGAUUUGACAGCAACCUAUUGGAAGGAAAUAUAACUGAUAGUUUUGGUGUACAUCCACAUCUUUAUUACAUUGAUGUGAGUUACAAUAGACUAUAUGGAGAGCUGUCACCAAAUUGGGGAGAAUGUAAGAAUUUGUCGGUGCUAAAGAUUUCUGGAAACAAUAUUAGUGGGAAGAUACCACAUGAGUUUGGUCAGUUAGUACGACUUGGAGUACUUGACCUUUCUUUCAACAAACUUGUUGGCGAAAUACCAAAGGAAUUCAGUGGCUUAUCCUCUUUGCUUGACCUGAAUUUAAAUGACAACCAGAUUUCAGGCUAUGUACCAGCUGAAAUCGGCAAGCUAAUCAAUUUGGAGCAACUAGACCUAUCAUCAAACAUGCUAAUUGGAUCAAUCCCACCACAGCUUGGUCAAUGCUCCAAACUGUUGUCCUUAAAUUUGAGAUGGAAUUCAUUGAAUGGAAGCAUUCCAUUUCAAAUUGGUGAUCUAGUAGCCCUACAAGAUCAAUUGGACCUUAGUCAUAACUCAAUCAGUGGACUAAUACCACCACAACUUGGAAAUUUGAUAAUGUUGGAAAUUUUGAAUCUAUCCCACAAUAUGUUCACAGGCUCCAUACCCCUUGCUCUCGAAGAGAUGGUUAGCUUAUUAUCUCUUGAUUUGUCCUAUAAUGAGUUGGAGGGUACUAUUCCUAACAGUAGGGUUUUCAAAAAUGCUUCCCCUCAAGCAUUUAGAAACAACAAAGGGUUAUGUGGUGAACUUCAAGGUCUACUUCCUUGCAAUGAAUCUCAUACAAUAAACAGACACAAAGUUAUCAUAUCCAUCAUUGCUUCUUUGAUAGGAACAAUGCUCCUUGCAUUUGCAAUUAUUGGUGUCCUCUUUCUCUUGCAAAAAAAAGUGAAAAAAGGAAAUACAGAAGUAGCAAGAAGACACAAUGGCAAUAUAUUUUCAAUAUUGAAUUUCGAUGGCAAAAUUGCUUUUGAGGAUAUUAUUCAAGCAACAGAGGAUUUUGAUUCCAAGUAUUGCAUUGGAAUUGGAACUUAUGGGAAUGUUUAUAAAGCAACGCUACCUACUGGUCAUGUAGUAGCCUUGAAGAAGUUCCAUCCAUUGGAAGGUGAGACCAUAGUUAAUGAGGAAAGCUUUGGGAAUGAGAUACGCAUGUUAACAGAAAUAAGGCAUCGAAACAUUGUCAAACUUUAUGGAUUUUGCUCUCAUCCACAAUGCAUGUUUCUUGUUUCUGAGUACAUGGAAAAAGGAAGCUUAGCACAUAUUUUGAGCAAUCAAGCAGAUGCUAUGGAGUUGGAUUGGCUGAAAAGAGUAAAUGUCAUCAAAAGUGUGGCUAAUGCAUUGUCUUACUUGCAUCAUGAUUGUAUUCCACCGAUAAUUCAUCGAGAUAUUUCAAGCAAAAAUGUAUUGCUGGACUUGGAACUUGAGGCUCGCGUAUCUGAUUUUGGCAUUGCAAGACUAUUAAAGCCAGACUCAUCUAAUUGGACGUCACUUAAAGGAACUUAUGGAUAUAUUGCUCCAGAACUUGCCUACACCAUGGCUUUAACUGAGAAGUGUGAUGUAUACAGUUUCGGAGCAGUGGCAUUAGAAACAAUUAUGGGAAGGCAUCCAAAGGAGCUCAUCUCAUCUUUUACAUCACUAGUUGGUCAAAAGAUGCUAUUAAGAGAUUUGUUAGACCCAUGCCUCACUUUUCCAUCAGAUCACAAGGUUUCAAAGGAUAUAGUUUCUAUUGUCAGAAUAGCACUUGCAUGUUUACGUAAUCAUCCACAAUCCCGACCAUCUAUGCAUCAAGUAUCAAAAGAGCUACUUGUUCUCCGACAAUCAUUUGUGGAGCAUUUUCAUGCAAUUACUCUAGGUGACCUAAAUGAUAUUGAUGUACAAUAAUUGGAUGAAUCAAUUAAUAGGGUAUCUACUAAUUA